UUGUCUCUGUGAUAGUGGGUAUAAUACUCGGUCCAAUAGCUUUAGGAUUACUUGAUCCUUUUCAUUGGGGCCCAAAAGAUGAUAUUACUUUUGAAUUUACGCGUAUUGUUAUUGCUAUUCAAGUUAUGUGUUCUGGGGUCGCAUUACCAAAAGCAUAUCUUGCCAAAGAGUGGAAAUCACUAAUUAUUUUGCUCUUGCCAGUGAUGACAUACAUGUGGGCUGCCAGUGGACUAAUAAUUUGGUGGAUAAUUCCAAAAAUAAAUUUGCUUGAAGGUUUGGCGAUAGCAGCUUGUGUAACUCCAACCGAUCCAAUUUUGGCUAAUUCCGUAGUCAAAGGUCGUUUCGCAGAAAAGCACGUGCCACCUCAUGUGCGCAAUUUACUGUCAGCUGAGAGUGCCUCAAAUGAUGGUCUCGCGUAUCCAUUUUUAUUCCUUUCAAUAUAUCUUAUGGAAGAAGUUUCAGUUGGUAAAGCCAUUGGAAAGUGGUUCUUAUUUGCCUGGCUUUAUCAAGUUGCAUUAAGUUGUGUGAUAGGAGUUGUUGUAGGUUAUAUCGCAAGAAAAUUAUUGUAUCUUGCCGAGAGAAAUCGAUUGAUUGAUAAAGAAUCUUUUCUUGUAUUUGCAAUCGCAUUAGCUUUAUUCUUGAUGGGAAUUGUGUCUAUUAUUGGUAGCAAUGACCUGUUUGCUUGUUUUAUGGCUGGUACUUCAUUUACGUGGGAUGAUUGGUUUCGUAAAGAGACUGAAGAGGCUCACUUACAGGAAGUUAUUGAUAUGCUUCUCAAUCUAGCGGUUUUUGUAUAUGUUGGUACUAUUAUUCCUUGGUCAACCCUCCAAAAUGCUACUACUGAAAUUACAGUCUGGAGAUUAAUUGUUUGUGCUGUGUUGAUUUUAUUAUUGCGCCGUCUUCCGAUUGUCUUGGCAUUAAUGAGAUUCAUUCCCGCGAUAAAAACUUAUCGUGAAGCGGCAUUUACGGGAUGGUUUGGACCAAUUGGAAUUGGCGCAAUUUACUAUGUGUCUUUAAUUAAAAGACGUGUAAGUGAUACGAGUACUUUAUAUAUGGAUGUUGAACCAGUUGUUUAUUUUUUGGUUAUAAGUUCUAUAUUAGUCCAUGGAGUUACAAUUCCUUUGGUCAAGAUCUCAAAGAGAAUAAACACUCUUAACACUCGAUCAUUGACAGGGGGAACAAUGAGUAAUCAAGUAUCUCGAUUACCAAUAAUCGGAUUUGGAACGGAACUUAUCUUCCGCCCUAAAACAGAUAAGGACAAGGCUCCAACACCUAAUGAGGGAUCUACUUCUUCAACAUCACCUAAUGAAAAAACCGCAUCUUCAACACCAUCUAAUGAAGAAAUGCCAUCUUCAACAACAACAAUAAUUACAGUGGAAUCAGAUCCUGAUAUACAAAUAAAUGAAGGUAAUAUGACUUCGACUUCACCACCAGAACAAGGAAAUAUUGAGGAUAAAAGAGAACCAAAAGAGGAAAAUGAAGAACAUCAACGUUUACGAAUUGAUAUACCACAAAAUUUAAUGGAUAAAGUUACUAAAAGACCACGUAUUGAUCCUAAUGAUCGUUCAGGUUCAAAUAGUUCCAAAUAUGCAAUAUGGGAUGAAGGAGAUUCUUAUAUUAUAGAAAAUUAUGAUGGUGAAGAUAUACAUGUCAUACCAUCAUCAUCGCAUAAUACACCUCCUCAGGAACAAAAUCGAGGGUAUUUCUCAAGGAGAAAGAAUACAAAUAGUACAGGAGGUUCAUUGGGAUCACCUGGUUCACCUAAAUCACCUGAUGACUCGUCAGGGGGGCCCACAACAACAAAAUCCGUAUGAUUAUUAGGAAUAAGAACUUUUACCUACGUAAUAAUAUAAAUUUUUUUUAAUAUUAGAUAGGCGCUACUGCGCCAUAUUUAAAUGAUGCAAUGUUUUAUCAUAAGAUAAUUGCAUAAUUUGCAUAAUUAUUAUAUCAUUAAUUUAGAGAAAUCAUGAUGUCAUGCAAAAAGUCGGUUUGUAUAAAAAAUGCUGAUUUUCUUUUAGAAAUUUUAAAAAAAAAUAAAAAAUUAAAAAUUUAAUUUUAAACCGAA
Molecule: messenger RNA, 2065 nt
Organism: Rhizophagus irregularis DAOM 181602=DAOM 197198
Lineage: Eukaryota; Fungi; Glomeromycota; Glomeromycetes; Glomerales; Glomeraceae
Biological process (GO): proton export across plasma membrane; regulation of membrane potential; sodium ion export across plasma membrane
Cellular component (GO): plasma membrane
Molecular function (GO): sodium:proton antiporter activity
Source: RefSeq, a predicted model, not a curated record